Molecule: messenger RNA, 318 nt
Organism: Zychaea mexicana
Lineage: Eukaryota; Fungi; Mucoromycota; Mucoromycetes; Mucorales; Lichtheimiaceae
Exons: 1
Coding region: 136-312 (58 amino acids)
Source: RefSeq, a predicted model, not a curated record
CUAUGUGCUAUUGUGUCAUCGGCGUGGAUGAAUGAUGACGAUGAUGAUGUGUGUAUAUAUGUGUGUGUGUGUGUGUGUGUGUGACAAGAGGGGUGUGUGUGAACAGGGUGGUUGCGGGUGUAGGAGGGGGAAUAAAUGCUAAUUUUCUUAAUAUAUAUUCUUUUCUGGCUUAUCGCGAACGCUUGGGUUCAGGCGCAUUCGACAUGGAUGCUCGUCGCUUGUUGCUAUGCGACUGCUGUGUCUGUUGUUGUUGUUGUUGCUGUGUUACUGGUUCGACCUGCUCGUCGUCAACGUCUGGGAUCUCGGGCAUGAGGAGAG